AUGCAGCUCCAUUGGGUCCUAGCCAACCUCUCCGUCUUCGCGACGAGUGUGUUGGCGGCACCCUCAUUGGCGACUCUUGUGCAACCUGGACUCAAAAAAGCAAAGAUUUACGGCGGCAAUUCGGCCAACCAGCUCAUCGACGGCACGCCAUGCAGGGCCAUUUCAGUGGUAUAUGCACGGGGAACCACACAGGCAGGCAACAUUGGCAAUUCCAUCUCGGUCGGCCCGAUUACGUUUGACGCGCUCGUCGAAAUGGUCGGCCAGGAUAAGGUGGCGGUUCAGGGAGUUGACUACAAGGCCAGCUUCCACGGAUACGCCGAGGGCGGCCAACCGGAGGCUACGGGCAAAACGGUGAACUUAAUAACACAUACACUACAGAGAUGUCCUAAAACCAAACUCUUUCUUCUUGGCUAUAGUCAAGGAGCACAAGUUGUCCACAACGUGGUGGAGGCAUUACCCGCCCACACGGCUAUGCAGCUUACUGGCAUCCUCACCUUUGGCGAUCCUGACGCAAAAGACUCAGUUCCUGAGUAUACCCAGGGUAAAUGGAACAUCAUUUGCCAUUCUGAUGAUAGACUUUGCAAAGGUAGCCACCUUCAUGUGACAUAUGGUCACCUCAACUACCAAAAGGAUGCUAAGCGUGCCGCGAAAUGGAUUGCCACCAAGGCUGGGGCCCUCUCGCAAGCACCUAAUGCUGUAGCAUCUAGGAUAGACGUGAAUGGAUUGGGAUCUUAUAUUAAGAAUAUGGUUGGUAUGGCAAAAGAUCAUAGUGUGGCAGGAACUGGUGGUAUUGCAGCACCAGCCGCCAGACGGCGUUAA
Molecule: messenger RNA, 819 nt
Organism: Pyricularia grisea
Lineage: Eukaryota; Fungi; Ascomycota; Sordariomycetes; Magnaporthales; Pyriculariaceae
Exons: 3
Coding region: 1-819 (272 amino acids)
Biological process (GO): carbohydrate catabolic process
Cellular component (GO): extracellular region
Molecular function (GO): cutinase activity
Source: RefSeq, a predicted model, not a curated record